GUGGCGACGUCACAGAUGGAGCCCGUUGACGCGCGCAAGACCUUUCCAUGCUUCGACGAGCCAGCACUAAAGGCCACCUUCAAGGUCACUCUGGUUCGACGAUCGAACAUGACGUCGCUAUCAAACAUGGAGUUAGAACGAUCAGAGAAAAGGAGCAAUGGCUGGGUCGCCGACUACUACAAAACAAGCGUGAAGAUGUCCACGUACCUUCUAGCCUUCCUCAUCUGCGACUUUGAAUACAAGAACAGCACUGCACAGAACGGGACCGUGAAGGUGAAUGUGUGGGCUCGCAGUGAAGCUAUUAAACAGCUGGAUUACGCGCGCGAUUCUACUGCCUCCAUCAUCGACUAUUACACGGAGUACUUUGGAAUACCCUUUCCGUUAAAUAAGUCAGACUCAGUCGCUGUGCCGGACUUUGCUGCCGGUGCGAUGGAGAACUGGGGGCUGAUUAUCUACAGAGAAACGUCGUUCCUGUACGAUCCACUGGUGUCGUCUGAGAGCAACAAGAAGCGCGUCUGCACGGUUGUCGCACACGAGAUCGCGCAUCAGUGGUUUGGCAAUCUGGUAAGUCCCGCUUGGUGGGACGAUCUAUGGCUGAAUGAAGGUUUCGCGUCGUAUGUCGAGUAUCUCGGGCAAGAUCACUACGAACCGACCUGGAAAAUGAUGGACCAGUUUCUACUAGACGCCUUGCAGGCGGUGAUGCGCCUGGACGCGCUGGGAUCGUCGCAUCCCAUCUACCUACCGGUGCAUCACCCGGAUGAAAUUAACGAGAUCUUCGACUCGGUUACCUACGAUAAGGGAGCGUCGAUCAUCCGCAUGAUGAACUUCUUCCUUGGCGAGGACACGUUCCACGCGGGGUUGAAGGAAUACCUGAGAUACCAUUCUUACGGAAAUGCACGAACCAUUGAUCUAUGGAACUUCCUCUCAGCGCAAGCAAAGGCAGAUGGUAAGAACAUUGACGUUGCCACGGUGAUGGAUACGUGGACUCUACAGAUGGGCUUCCCAAUGGUAACGGUUACACGCGGCUACGGAUCCCGGAAAUCCAUCUCUCUGACGCAGCAGCACUUCCUGGUCGACCCCAACACGACCGUAUCGACAAAAUACGAAAACAAAUUCAACUAUAUAUGGCAGGUUCCAUUCACAAUAGCUGACGCUAGCACACUACCUUCCUACUGGGCGAAUCCAGCGAUCGUGUGGCUCACUUCGCCAUCACAGGCACUGGUCCACAGCGUGGCCGACAAGGACUGGGUCAUCGGCAACCUGGACGUGUACGGCUACUACCGCGUCAACUAUGACGUCAGAAACUGGCGCUUGCUGAUCGACCAGCUCCGACGCGACCACACUGUGAUACCCGUGAAGAAUCGGGCGCAGCUUCUCGACGACAUCUUCAACAUCGCGCGAGCCGGACACGUUAACGAAGAGCUGGCGCUCAACGCCACCGAGUACCUGGCGAACGAGAGAGAGUACCUGCCCUGGAGAUCGGCCCUCACUGCGCUAGACUUUGUCAACAACAUGCUCGAACGCACAUCUGCCUACGGUCUGUUCAAGGAGUACAUGAAGCUGCAGAUUCAGCCGCUCUACGAGGAGGUCGGCUGGAAUGAUUCUAUACACGACCAAUCAGUUAAACACGAUACUAUAUCUGUCAACUUGAAGACGAGCGUGUAUUGCACGGCGGUGAGGAACGGCGGCAUCAGGGAGUGGGACUUCGCGUGGGAUCAGUACAUUCGCUCCAACGUCGCCUCGGAGAAGCUAAAACUGCUCAGUGCUAUGAGCUGCAGCCGCGACAUUUGGAUCCUACAGAGGUACCUCGACCGCGCGCUAGAGGAAAAAGACAUUCGCCGCCAGGACGCGGGCACUGUCAUUGGCUACAUCGCUCAGAACCCUGUAGGCAGAUACCUGGCGUGGGACUUCAUCAGAGCAAAGUGGGAUACGGUUUACGAAAGAUUCGGAGAGAGCUUCUCUUCGAUGCGAAAAAUUAUAGAGCAGAUUACGGCCACUUUCAACACUCGAUUCGAGCUGGAAAGCCUGCAGCAAUGGGUGUCGUUGGUGGCGCGUCGUGGGGAGCUCGGCGCGGCUAAGAACGGAUGGGAGCAGGCCAUAGAACGCACCAAAGCCAAUAUUAAGUGGACGGUGCAGAACCUCAAGUCUAUCGACUACUGGCUGACGCAGAAGCACACAGUGCAUCGAAGGGGGGUGUCCGACUAAGCGGGACUGACUGUGUAUGAUGUUUAUCUCUAUGUAACUCUCUAUACGCGUAAGUUAUCGCCAUCGUCGUCGUCGUCGUGUUGCCGCUAUGUAUUCUUAUGAUUGACAGGCACGGUAAGCAAAUCUUUGGCAUGUCCCGGAUUGUGAGGUACGUGACUUUCAAAUUCAACACGCCGCUUGAGCUGCAGCAGUUGAAGGAGUG
Priapulus caudatus is the source of this 2407-nucleotide messenger RNA. Its product is annotated as aminopeptidase N-like. The transcript has 15 exons. The record is from RefSeq and is a predicted model, not a curated record. Gene Ontology annotation, cellular component: cytoplasm. Lineage: Eukaryota; Metazoa; Priapulida; Priapulimorpha; Priapulimorphida; Priapulidae. Gene Ontology annotation, molecular function: peptide binding; metalloaminopeptidase activity; zinc ion binding. Bases 16 to 2205 code for a protein of 729 amino acids. Gene Ontology annotation, biological process: proteolysis; peptide catabolic process.